Candidula unifasciata is the source of this 251-nucleotide messenger RNA. Lineage: Eukaryota; Metazoa; Mollusca; Gastropoda; Stylommatophora; Geomitridae. The record is from the annotation of a GenBank genome assembly.
ACAUAACCACACAUACAACAGGCAUAACCACACACAAAACAGGCAUAACCACACAUAAAACAGGAAUAACCACACAUACAACAGACAUAACCACACAUACAACAGGCAUAACCACACAUAAAACAGGCAUAACCACACAUAAAACAGACAUAAACACACAUACAACAGGCAUAACCACACACAAAACAGGCAUAACCACACAUAAAACAGGCAUAACCACACAUAAAACAGGCAUAACCACACACAAAUAG